This is a messenger RNA of Cuscuta campestris, 726 nucleotides long. Lineage: Eukaryota; Viridiplantae; Streptophyta; Magnoliopsida; Solanales; Convolvulaceae. The record is from the annotation of a GenBank genome assembly.
GUACCAGGUAUGGGCUCCACUAUUUGUCAUCAAUCUACAAUUAAAAUUCAAUUUACUUCUUCUCAGUGACCGUAGGCGAGAUCUGAGACUGUUCUUGGCGAUGAGGGGCAGGGGGGCUCAUUUCUUUUUGCAGUUAACUAAUUUUUUUCAUUAAUAAAUACUUGUACCCUCCGUCCAUUAAUUAAGUUCCCGGUUUGACCGGGCACGCAUAUUAAUGCAUGAUAAAAAUUGUAUUGACUUUCCUAAUUUACCCUUAACAUGUCUACUACCCCUAAUGCUUCUCCACCAAGGACGGAGGGAGUCAAAGCUACCGCGGACGACUCCCCUGCAGCGCCGACAACGAUUCUCCGGCAUUGCCGCCGCUGACUCUCCGGCACCAUCGCAGAUGACCUCUCUUGCACUUGUAGCCACCAUCGCCUCCACAAUCCCCACCCAAGUAAAUCUGUUCUGGAUCUUCUCAUGGAAGACAACACAUCGGUAAAAGAGUAGAUGCAAGGUUUUAAUGGCGUAAAAAGAGCAAAUCUAAGGUUUUGACUGAGGCGGAAGAAAAGAUUUUGCAAAUCGAACAUGGGAGCAUAAGAGGAUUUGUAGAUCUAUACCAUCACUGCCAGCAAUGUCGAAAGAGGAGCGGAUCUUACCGCCGGCUCGCUGCUCCAUCAUUAAUUUCGAUCGCCGCCUCGCUCCCAAUCAAUGGGUGGUAGGCCAAAAUCAAAAGGGGAAAGAAGA